AAAAAAAACAAUUUCAUUGACAGAUUUUUCCAAACGAGCGAUCUCGUUUUCCACAAUCCACGAUUGACAUAAAUUUAUUUGUCACAAUACCGUUUAUAACAUAAUAUUGCUUUGAUCUCCGAUUAAUCCGUUAUUUACUUUAUGUUUCUCCCAUUUCCCUAGCUUCAUUUUAGUUACAUUUCCAUAAUUUAUUUUGGUGAGAAGUCUAUCUAAAGUGAGAACCAUUAUUUAAAGUUGCAAGACCCACCCUGGAUACUGAAAUUAAUGGUGUCAAAUCUACAGCUGUUCACACCUGUGCAAAUAACACCUGAAGCCUGAAGUCUCAAAACCCUACAAUGACAAUAUCAUAGUCAUUUGGAGCAAGUUAAGUGCAGUGCCAGUGCUUAAUACUCUCAAUGCUAUAACGGUUGAGAAGAUGAGUGAAGAGGUACAAGAUGACAGUAACAAUACUGCGUCUCUCUCACUGGAGCCUGCGGGCGCGGAGUGCGGGGCCACGGAGGCCUCGGGGGCUGAGGGUGGCGGCACCGCGGACGCCUCCACCAAUGUGUCACAAACUCACAUCCCUCAGAUGACAGCAAGUCCUUGUCCCGACAACUCUGGGAAGUGGAACUGUGACUUCUGCACCUACGAGAACUUCCCCCAGUCACGCAAGUGCACCAUGUGCCGCUCGGCCAAGCCUCUCCUCAACGAGGACAUCUUCCGUCUGCAGGACGGUGCCAGCGCGCUGCCGCCGCCGCCGCCGGACUCCAGCGUUUCAGAGGCGGAGGCGGUGGCGGAGCGGCUGCGGCCGCUGUGCAUCGCGUCCCCGCCCGCGCAGGCCGGCGCCUCCUGCGUGCCUAAGUGGCCUUGCCCUACAUGUACAUACGAGAACUGGCCCAAGUCGCUCAAGUGCGCGAUGUGCGGCGCUUCUAGCCCGCAGCCCGCGCCCCGGACCCAAGUCGGUAUAAACGACAUAUGCAACAGUCAGAACGCGUCCAUACAAGACAGUGCGGAGCUCGACACGGCGCGGCGUGCCAAGCGCAAGACUGACUGGCUGUGGCUGCAGGCUUGUCUCGGCGUAGUAGAAGGCGACAUAUCGCUAGUGCACUCGUACCUGUCCGGCGGCGGCGACCCGGCGCGCGCGCUCACCCCGCCCGAGGUGGCGCUGCUCAACCGCGCCUCCGCCUUCGACGCGGGCCACACGUUGGUGCAUCUAGCUAUACGAUUCCAAAGACAAGAUAUAUUAUCGACACUGCUCUCUAGAAUAUCAGGCAGCGGGCCCGGCCUCAAACGAUCUCCUUCCUACAUAGCGCCGGACCUGGCGUCGGCCAUCCGGCGGCACAUCGCGUCGUGCAUCCGCACCAAGAAGGGACCCUUCCAGUGCCGGUACAUCAACGAGUUCUGCACAUUCUCUCUACCAGCCGAGAUCGAGGAGCUGCCGCCCGUGAUACAAGAGCAGUUGUUCUCAGAGCUUCUAGACCGCGACGCACAGAGCACGCUAGAGGCAGACCCGCCGCUCAUCAACUGGAGCCGAGACUUCAACGACACACUCGCCGGCACCCGCCUCUACGCUCUCUGGAACCGCAGUCUCGGCGACUGCCUGCCCGACGCCGUGAGCCAGGCGACCUACGGGGUCAGUGACCGCGAGCGGGUCCUGCGCGCCGCCGCCGCCGCCUCGCUCGCUAACAACAGACAACGUUUCUACGAGCGCUGGAGCACAUGGGAGCGCCUCCAGGCCUCGCUCCUACACUACACGCCGGACGAGAGCCAGCUGCUGGCGGAGUGGACGCGCCUCGUCGCCCCCGCCGCCGCCCCCAACACGCCUCUACACCAGCUACACGUGUUUGCGUUGGCGCACGUGAUCCGUCGUCCGAUCAUCGUGUACGGAGUGAACGUCGUCAACUCGUUCAGAGGAGAGGCGCUGGGGUACGCAAGGUUUCAAGGAGUGUACCUCCCCCUACUCUGGGAGCCCGAAUUCUGCAGCAAAUGGCCGAUCUGCCUCGGCUACACGCGCGGACACUUCUCCGCGCUCGUGAGCGUCGAGCCCUACUCGAGCACCCGCCGGUAUAUAUGUCGAGAGCGUCCUGAGAACGCCGAGGUGUAUCUCCCUCUGACGGACUUUGAGGGCAAGCUGCUGCCUGUGCACUUCCUCAACUGUGAAGAGUUGGCAGACACAGAAGGCGUGCUCCGUCGCUGGCUGUCAGUCUCCGGGCGAGGCGCCUCGCUGACGGCGCGCCAGCGCCUGCCGCCGCGCCCGCUGCUGCUGGCGCAGAUGUUGGAGGAGUGGCUCAACCACUACCGCCGCACUAUUCAACAAUGCCGCGGUCCGUUCCCGCCGCGGCUGCACGCCGCCGCCGCCGCCGAGCUCUCCAGCGACCCCGACUCAGACGAGGAGUGACGUCACACACACACAGAUACACAUAUAUAAACACUGACAUAGACACACACAUAAUACACAC
Molecule: messenger RNA, 2438 nt
Organism: Plutella xylostella (diamondback moth)
Lineage: Eukaryota; Metazoa; Arthropoda; Insecta; Lepidoptera; Plutellidae
Source: RefSeq, a predicted model, not a curated record